This is a messenger RNA of Rhopilema esculentum, 3775 nucleotides long. RefSeq lists its product as uncharacterized. Gene Ontology annotation, molecular function: nucleic acid binding. Lineage: Eukaryota; Metazoa; Cnidaria; Scyphozoa; Rhizostomeae; Rhizostomatidae. The record is from RefSeq and is a predicted model, not a curated record.
GCUUUUUUUUAUAAGGAACCGUUUAUAAGGAACCUACAUGUAGAAGGUCAAAAAACUUAAGGAACUUUUACUACUAAAGGCCAAAUCCCUAAGGAACUUUUUAAUUUUGAAUAUAUUUAUAUUUCCGCACAAUUUACAAUUAGGAAGCCGGUUCCAUUGAUUUUCAGUAAAACCGGCCAUGCUCAUGGGGCCAAGAAUCAACAUGAGAAAUUUCCGUUUUAACUCACCUCACAUGCAGCUGUGCUUUGUUGUGAAUUCACACUUUAGGUGUUUUAGUUUUAGUCAAAUAGGUUAGUCACAACAAAAUAGAAUUCUUAUUCUGUGUGUGUGGCUGAGUAUUACAGUAGUUGCAAUAUGGGAGAUAAGAAAAAGCAGUCAACGUUGUUCAAGUUCGGUUUUUCUAAAAAGAUACCUCAUCGAAAUGAGUUACAAGAAGUCCCUGGUCGUUCGUUUGUUGAGGAUGAUGAUGUAAGUUUGUAUCGUUGUGACACAUGCAACAAGCAUUUCAAAAGUAAGUCUGGCCUUACGAUGCACGUGUCUUGGUGCACUUCGAAAAAAGACAGUGAGAGAGAAAAAGAACAACCAACUAAAAAAAUCGAUGAAAUUCCAUUGAUCUUGGAAAGUAGCGCCGAGGCUGUUGAGCCACAAAAAGAACCAACUGCUAUUGAUGUGGUUGAGAACAUCGAAGAAACUGUAGAGGAAUGUCAAGAGAUAGAGAAAAGUGCUAGAGCGUCAGAAGCAGGAGAAAGCAGUCAGCACCAUCGAGAGAAGAAGAACAGACUAUCUUAUGACACCGAAUUUAAGCUAAAAGUUAUCGAGGAAGCAAAGAAAAACCAAAAGAAUGACGUUGCAUUCAAAUACAACAUCUCUAAAUCGAUGGUAUCGACCUGGGUUAAAAAUGAGAAGAAAAUUACUGAUGCAGCCGCCGAUAGCCACAGGAAAAUGAUGAAAAAGAUCAGACCCAGCACAAGGCAUAAGCAAGUCUUCGUGAUGCUUCACGAAAAGUUCCUACAAGCAAGAUCAAAGGGGAUGCGAAUAUCUUUUGCAUGGCUGUACGCAAAUGCUAGGAAGAUUAACCCCGAAUUCGACCAAAGUGCCCAAUCAGAUAUUAAAGCUAUCCCGAAAUCUGCAGUCUUCAACUUUAUCAGGAAGUACAAAAUCAAGUUGAGGAGAAUUCAGCGUAAGAAAAGGGCUGAGAAAACGAGAUUCUUGCCAGGCAUGAUUGGUUGGCACACAACUUUGCGCGAAGGCUUGAUCAAGACAGGAAACGCAAAGCCUUCCUAUGACAGCAAAUGGGGGAGAUUCCGACCAUCUAAACGCUUCAACGUUGACCAAGUUCCUAUGCCGUUUGCGGUCGAUUGUAAAACAACAUACGAAAAACACUUUCCGCGCGGAGAACAAAGAAACCAUCGAACCUGGGUCAGCACACCGGGACCGGGACUUGAUAAGCGGCAGUGCACGUUACAAAUCUGCUUUGCAGCCGAAGGACCGCCAGUCAAAAUUGCAAUUAUUUUCCGUGGAACAGGGAAAAGAAUCAGCCAGGAUGAAAUACAGGCAUACCACAAAGACGUGGAUGUUUACUGGCAGACAAACGCCUGGGCAGACAUCAAUUUCAGCAUCGACUGGGUGAAGAGAACUCUGAAACCAGCUGUCCAAAAUUCUUCCGAAACAGGUGAAAAUGAAGAAUUCGUUCUUUUCUGCGACAACUUAAGUGCGCAAACUAAUGAUCUGUUUCUGAGUGAGGUCAGAAAAUUAAAUGGUGUUGUUUGGUUCGGUUUGGCCGGUGCGACAGACAUCUGGCAACCUGUAGAUUGUGGCUUUGGAAACAUGCUGAAGUCUUUGGUUCGAACCCUCCAAGACGAGUGGCUGCAAAGUGACGAAAAUAUAGAUCUUUGGCUUGGGAACAGUGUUGAAAAACUGGAUGUCAAGAAGCGAAGAUUUCUAAUUACACACUGGGUUGGUGAGGCAUACAAUAGGCUUUCCAGUGAGAGCUAUGCCUCAUCACGGUACAGAUGCUUUGAAAAGACAGGCUGCUUAAUAACGGCUGAUGGGUCGGAGGACAAGAAAAUUCAGCCUGAAGGUCUGAUUGGGUACUCAAUACCACCACCAUUGCCUGUGACUGGCCCCGAAAAUCCACUGUCUGUACAAAUACCAGAGGCCUCAGCAGCCUGUGAGGAAGAUGUAAGUGAUGAAGAAGAUGAAGGGGAUGAAGAACUUGAGCCUGACGAGCUUGAGCAUGAAAGAGUAGACCAUGUAAAAGAUCGUGUCUACGAACAUGAGUUGAUUAUUAAAAAAAUACGCGCAUUCUACGACGAAUGGCACACUGGACAAGUGAAGUGGUUCAACACCAAGCUGGGAGAGUUUAGAGUUCUUUUCGAAGACGGUACUGAAGACUACAUUGUGUCAGACGACAUCAAUGGAGUGGAUAUGCAACUUCUUUAAUGACUAUUAUUAUUAAUUUUAUAUUAUAUGAAGCUUCUUUGUGUUUUAACUUGUUAUCUUUUCUUAAGUUUAUAGCAAAACGCUGAAUUUGAUUGUUUUUCUUGCGUCUGUACUAAUUAUUGUCCACUAAAUGCCAACUUAAAAUUAAGGAACUAUUAAGGAACUUUUAGAACUACAAAGUGGUCAAAACAGGUCUCAAAAUAAGGAAUUUAAAGAACUAGGCCCGAGCUAGGUUCCUUAUAAAAAAAAAGCGUGUAGUGUAACAACAGCCGUAUUCUACAAAAUAAAAGUUUUUUACUUAGGUUUCUAGAAAAUAAAAAAUCCUGCCAAUUUAUUAAUCGCUACCUUUAUUUGAUAUGUUAGCCCGCCACACACUGGGUCCUGCGAAACAGAGGAAGGGCCUCAAACGCGUUGAAUAAUACGAUUUUAUUGCAAAUCUUUUUAUGAAAGGUUCGCAAAGGAGUUAUAAUCUAUUUUCCAAUCAGGUUGUCGAAAUGGAGCCAAAACCUAGUCAAUUAAUGUAUCGAUACUCCGCAAAAUCAUAAAAUUACGGCCUUCCAGACUGUCAUGCUGCUCAAGUGAUUUGAACAUGGUGUUUGUGACGUCACGAUUAUGCGGAAGGCUCGGGCAAACUCGUACGUGCUCGGAAAAUUGUUCGGUGGCUAACUUUGACGCUAAAUAACUCGUAAACUGUGUUGAAUAUUAAGAAACUGACAAUGUCUCAGGUAUUUAUGCUCGAUGUGCUUUCAUUUUUGGUCAAGUUCAUUUUGCGUGUCAGUUCACCUUAAAAAUAGCACAUUUUUAUCUAACCAGUUGCUAAGUAGUAUGACCAAAAAGUAAAUAGGGAUUUCCAGGUGCAUCUUGAAAAAUCAUGUCAGAAGAAGAAUGAUGCAUUUGAUUGUUUUCUUACUUUGACCAAUCAGCAACAUCUAUUCACUCACAUGGUUGGUCUAUUCUCUUGACUCUAUUCUGGUCUAUUGUGAAAACCACUAUUCUCUCUUGGUAUCUCCAGCCACAGAAUAGAGCUUUUGCCCCUCAACCAUCCGUUUUUUUACAGAGAUUCCCAACAAGCUUAAAUUACAAAUUAUAAAAGUUGCGCUUUCUCUUUCUUGGAUGUUAAUGUAUUUGGAUUUUGCCAGUGGAUAUUUUACAUGUUGCAACAUUAUACAUUAUUAACUUGUUAUCCAUUAUUAUCAUCGAUAAAGGCAAUACCAUGCAUAAAGUUUAGCAAGAUGUUGUUAUCAAGUGUGAUCUGAUGCACAGUUUGAAAGUGGAUACUUUUCAAAGGGUUAUUUAUUCUUGUUAACAUUAAUACUUUUUCCAAAUUCAUAUU